Molecule: messenger RNA, 2757 nt
Organism: Eutrema salsugineum
Lineage: Eukaryota; Viridiplantae; Streptophyta; Magnoliopsida; Brassicales; Brassicaceae
Product: probable LRR receptor-like serine/threonine-protein kinase At1g29720
Exons: 24
Coding region: 1-2757 (918 amino acids)
Biological process (GO): protein phosphorylation
Molecular function (GO): ATP binding; protein binding; protein kinase activity
Source: RefSeq, a predicted model, not a curated record
AUGAUCAUGUUGAGAAGCCGCCUUUUUAGCUCUGUAAUCUUUGUUCUCACUCUUAUUUACUUGGUCUGUACAGUAUCUGCCUCUCCUUCUCUUCAUCCAGAUGAAGUGGAAGCGCUUAAGGAUAUUGCAUCAACACUAGGUGUCAAGUACUUGAACCUAAGUGAAGAUCCAUGUCUCACAAAGACUCUGGUGAUAACUCAAGAUGUUCUCAAGGAAGGACAGAAUAGCACUAUCAGAUGUGACUGUCAUUUCAACAACAACAACACUUGUCAUAUUACACACUUUAUCAUUAAAACAUUCAGUCUUCCGGGUAAACUUCCACCAGAAUUUUCUAGGCUUCGGUAUCUUGAACUGAUUGACUUGUGCCGUAAUUACCUUUAUGGCUCAAUUCCUAUGGAAUGGGCCUCACUACCUUUCCUGAAAUCUAUCUCUGUUUGCGCAAACCGCUUAUCAGGAGACAUUCCCAAAGGAUUAGGGAAGUUUAUUAACCUCACUCUCUUAGUUCUUGAAGCCAAUCAAUUCUCUGGAACUAUACCUAAGAAACUGGGGAAACUUGUUAACUUAGAUGGAUUAACACUCUCUUCAAACCAAUUAGUUGGAGGCGUACCCAAGACACUAGCAAGACUAAAAAAUCUGACAAAUCUCCGUUUCAGCGAUAAUCGCCUUAACGGAUCAAUUCCAGAGUUCAUCGGGAACUUAUCAAAACUUGAAAGAUUAGAACUAUACGCGAGUGGCCUAACCGAGCCUAUUCCAGAAUCCAUAUUUCGUCUAGAGAAUUUGGUCGACCUGAGGAUCAGUGACACAACUGCUGGACUGGGACAAUUUCCUUUAAUAACUAGCAAGAAACUGAAAUUUCUGGUUCUCAGAAACAUGAACUUAACAGGAACAAUCCCAACCAGUAUCUGGAAUCUUCCCAAUCUCAUGACUCUUGAUGUUUCUUUUAAUAGACUGACUGGAGAAAUACCAGCUGAUGCAAGAGCGCCAAAAUAUACAUAUUUGGCUGGAAAUAUGUUGUCAGGAAAAGUUGACUCAGGACCUUUCAUUACUGCAAGCACCAAUAUUGAUCUUUCUUAUAAUAACUUCACAUGGUCUCCAAGCUGCAGAGAGAGGAAGAAUGUAAACACAUAUGAGAGCUCGCGUUCAAGAAACAGUCUAACAAGAAUUCUUCCAUGUUCAGCCAUAAAACAAUGUCAAAAUUAUAGUAGGUCGCUUCAUAUAAACUGUGGAGGACCUGAUGUAAUUAUCGAAAACACUCGAGGAAGGUUUCUAUAUGAGGGUGACAACAAUGGACUAACCGGGUCGGCUACAAACUAUCAUGGGAAAAGCUGGGGAUUCAGCAAUACUGGUGACUUUAUGGAUGAUGCAAUUACAGAAGAUACAUACUCAAUUUCAUCAGAAUCUCUAGUAUCAGCAAAAUAUCCUGAGCUUUACCAGACAGCUCGGCGUUCUCCCCUGAGUUUGGCUUACUUUGCCUUUUGUUUUGAAAACGGAAGUUACAAUGCGAAACUCCAUUUUGCGGAGAUUCAGUUCUCAGAUGAGGAACCAUACGCUAAACUAGCUAAACGGAUUUUUAACAUUUACGUUCAGGGGAAGUUGAUUUGGAGGGAUUUCAGCAUCAGAGAUGAGGCUAAUGGAACUCACAAGGAAGUUAUAAAAGAAGUGAACGUGACUGUUACUGAUAACACUCUAGAGAUAAGGUUAUACUGGGCGGGGAAAGGCACAACGAUCAUUCCUAAAAGAGGGAACUAUGGCUCUCUUAUCUCUGCCAUCUCAGUCUGUCCCAGUUCGGAAUCUGAAUGUGGCGUUCCGGUGCAAAUACUUCCAGUCACAAAAGAACAAAAACCAAGAACAUAUCCUCUCGUUCUUGGCAUAACAGUUUUGAUAAUCUCUCUUGCUUUCUUGAUUUUGGGAACGUUUUAUUGGAAGAAAUGUGUCAGCAAUGCGGAUGCAGGCAAAAGAGGUUCCUUUAGUUUGAAGCAACUAAAAGUUGCAACUGGCGAUUUUGAUCCCUCAAACAAGAUUGGAGAAGGCGGCUUUGGAUCUGUAUAUAAGGGGAGAUUACCAGAUGGAACUUUGAUUGCAGUGAAGAUGCUAUCUUCCAAAUCACGUCAAGGCAACAAAGAGUUUGUAAACGAGAUCGGUAUGAUCGCAUGCCUGCAGCACCCGAACCUUGUGAAGCUAUACGGAUGCUGUUGUGAGAAUAAUCAGCUUCUUCUUGUCUAUGAGUACUUGGAGAACAAUUGUCUUGCCGAUGCAUUAUUUGGAAGAAGCGGUCUAAAGCUAGAAUGGGGAACAAGACACAAGAUAUGCUUAGGGAUAGCGAGAGGGCUUGCGUUUCUUCAUGACGAUUCAGCGGUUAAGAUCAUACACCGAGACAUCAAAGGAACAAACGUACUGCUAGACAAGGAUCUCAACUCAAAGAUCUCGGAUUUCGGGUUAGCUAGGCUCCAUGAAGACGAGGAGAGUCACGUUACCACCAGAGUUGCAGGAACAAUAGGAUAUAUGGCUCCUGAAUAUGCAAUGAGAGGUCAUCUAACAGAAAAGGCAGAUGUUUACAGCUUUGGUGUGGUGGCAAUGGAGAUCGUAAGUGGGAAGAGCAAUGCAAAUUACACACCAGAGAACGAAUGUUGCGUUGGCCUUCUCGAUUGGGUACUGAGCCAAAUCCGUAUCUUUAUUUUCUCCAUUUCAGGCGUUUGUGCUGCAGAAGAAAGGAGAUUUUGCGGAGAUUAUGUACCCGAGGCUGGAAGGAGUGUUUGA